Messenger RNA from Hydra vulgaris (swiftwater hydra), 2172 nucleotides. The record is from RefSeq and is a predicted model, not a curated record. NCBI's taxonomy places the organism in Eukaryota, Metazoa, Cnidaria, Hydrozoa, Anthoathecata, Hydridae.
AUGGCUACCUCAUCGCGAAGUAAAAAUCCCUUAUGGAAUUAUUUUAAAGUGAGUGAUGAAGAUGUUGGCAAAGCCAUCUGCAUACUUUGCAAGAAGAUUUUGUCUAGAGGAAGUAAAGACGCACACAACAUGUCAACAACAAAUUUACAAAACCAUCUGAAAAAAGUACAUUAUAAUAUACAUAGCAUGAUUCUUUCUCAGAAGAAAAUUAUUAACCACGAAUCUUUACCAAAUCCAAAUGAAAAGUCUAUAAAACAAUUUUGCACUACUCGAACAAUAUGCUCAGAUAGAACAAGCUCUGCUGAAUCAGUGCAAAUCAUUACCAGCACUGCCACAGAUGAAACGCAGGGAAGCUCGCGUGUGUCUAAUUACACAAUUGCCUUUUUUCAAAAAGCAUCGACACAGGUCUCACUGCGUGAGAUUUUGCAAAGAAAAGAAUUGUGGCGACUUGAUAAUCCUAAGGCUCAAGCUAUUACCAAGCUUAUUGGAGAAAUGAUAUGUUUAGACUUGCAGCCAUACUGUAUUGUUGAAGAUAAAGGUUUUACCCGACUUUUAAAGAAUUUAGCUCCAAACUAUACAAUACCUAGUCGAAAGUAUUUCUCCACAAAAGUCAUUCCACUGAUGUAUGAAACCAUAAAAGCCAAAGUAAAAUAUGAGCUUGAUCAAGCAGAUUUCUUAAGUUUAACUAGUGAUGGUUGGACCUGUCAGCACACAAUUCAAUCGUAUUACAGUUUAACAGCUAGAUUUGUAACGCAUGAGUUUACAGUUAAACAUAUCAUCUUACAAGUUACACACUUCCCUGAGUCGCACACAGGGCACAAUAUAAGUAAAUUCAUAAAUGAAGCGCUACAAUCAUGGGAAAUUCCCCAUGAAAAAAUUCAUGCAGUUUUAACUGAUAAUGCAGCCAAUGUAAUGGCUGUCAUUAAAGAGUCAAAUUUAGGCGAUAAACAUCUUCCAUGUCUGAUACAUACUUUACAACUUUGUAUUCAGAAAAAGAUUUUUAGAGAACAAAGAACAGCAAGUGAUACAAUAGCUGUUUUUCGAGCAUUAGCAGGACAUUUCCACCACUCAUCUAGUGCUGUGGCUAAACUAAAGGAAAUUCAAAGUCAACUAAAAUUGCCAGAGCAUAACAUAAUUCAAGAUGUUUCCACAAGAUGGAAUUCGACAUACUAUAUGCUUGAAAGGUUCAUUGAGCAGAAAAAAGCUAUUACAUUGUAUUGCAUUACCAGAAAUCAAGCAAAUGCAAAAAAUCCUACGGAAAAUCAAUGGCAACUUGCUGAAAUGCUUGUAUGCAUAUUAAAACACUUCGAAAGUACUACAAAAGACAUGAGUAAAGAAACGGUAUGUAUAUCAGAGAUUAUACCGUUUAUCUAUGCAAUGGAAAAGUUUCUAGACUACGCUUGUGACACGGCAACUGAAAUAAAAACUGUUGUUGAUGAACUUAAGAAAGAUUUUAACUGUCGUUUUCAAAAAUACAAGGAUAAUGUUGAUUUAAAAAUCGCGAUGAUGCUUGAUCCUCGUUUCAAGUUAAAGUUUGUUGAAGACAAGAAUCAUAAUAUGUUUAAAGAAAUACUCCAUUUAGAGUUCUACCGUUUUUGUUCCAAAUCUCAUUUAGAACAAGUAAAAGAAAUUGAAUUUGGUGUAGCAAGAGAUAGUGGAUCAGACUCAGAAGAAUCAUUAAGUUCAUUUUCAGAAUCUAAAAUUCAUGAGUCCGACUCAGAUUUUGAUGGCCAUGGCUCUCCAUUAAAAAAAAAAAACUAAUGAGCAUGGACAUAUAUAGCUUGUUCCACCAAAUCGGUGCAAAUGAGUAUGCUCUACAAAAUUCAGAAAAUUCUGACGGACGGAGAAAAAAGAAAAAAAACACUAGUUCAAUGGGAAAAACUCUAACUGUCAAAGAAAAAUGCACCGAUGAAGUCAACUUCUACUUGAGCCUUCCAAUUCUGCCAAAGAAUGAAUGCCCUUAUAAGUGGUGGAGUGCAUACCGUUACACUUCCUCUGAUAAAGAUACUUACAAGUUGAAUUUGUCAAAGUUUUCAAAGAAAGUUUUGUGCGCGCCUCCUUCAUCUGUAAAAAGUGAACGCUUAUUUAGCACAUCUGGAAACAUAUUUGAAGCAAAAAGAAACAGACUAUUACCCGAACAUGGAGAACAGAUUACAUUUUUAAAUUGUAAUA